This is a messenger RNA of Poeciliopsis prolifica (blackstripe livebearer), 9130 nucleotides long. It is a transcript of the gene chrm2a, whose product is annotated as cholinergic receptor, muscarinic 2a. The record is from RefSeq and is a predicted model, not a curated record. The coding region runs from base 364 to 1872 and encodes 502 amino acids. Gene Ontology annotation, molecular function: G protein-coupled acetylcholine receptor activity. Gene Ontology annotation, biological process: adenylate cyclase-activating adrenergic receptor signaling pathway; regulation of heart contraction. The transcript has 4 exons. Lineage: Eukaryota; Metazoa; Chordata; Actinopteri; Cyprinodontiformes; Poeciliidae. Gene Ontology annotation, cellular component: plasma membrane.
CCUGUGCAGCCGACGCGCUUCUCGUCUCCAGAACCUCGACUCCACAAGCAUGUCCUCAGACAUGCAGUCACGGUGGCAUGAAGCGACCCAAAAGACGCCAUCGGGACAGCAUAUGCGCGGUGGCCAUGGCUAUUAACCAUGCGGCUGGAGCCAGAUACGCCCAUCGUUUCCGUCUGUCAGAGAAAAGUCUCUAUGGUGCUACUCGCAGCCCAGGCCCUCUGAAUAUGCCAGCGAAGCACAAGAAAAUCCUGCGGACUGCUUAAUGCUCUCUUGCCCUGCCAGAUGCAAAGGCACCGACUGCAGUUGUUCUAAAACUUUCAGGUUCCAACCGAGUUGUACGUGGCAACAAAGAAACCAAAUGCCAUGGAUGUCUUUAAUUUUACAUCCUGGAAUGCCUCUGAAGGCAAUGAGACAGAAGUCGUGGAAGAGAGAGACAGUCCUUACAAGACCGUGGAGGUAGUGUUCAUCGUGCUGGUGGCUGGUUCCCUGAGUUUGGUCACCAUUAUCGGCAAUAUCCUGGUCAUGCUUUCCAUCAAAGUGAACAGGAACCUACAAACUGUCAACAACUAUUUUUUAUUUAGCCUUGCAUGUGCUGACCUAAUUAUUGGACUGUGCUCUAUGAACUUGUACACAGUAUAUAUAGUAAUAGGCUACUGGCCCCUGGGGCCAGUCGUGUGCGACUUGUGGUUGGCUUUGGACUAUGUUGUCAGUAAUGCGUCUGUCAUGAAUCUCCUCAUAAUAAGCUUUGACAGAUACUUCUGUGUCACCAAGCCCCUGAGCUACCCUGUAAAGAGAACCACCAAAAUGGCAGGAAUGAUGAUUGCUGCUGCCUGGGUCCUUUCUUUCAUCCUUUGGGCACCUGCUAUCCUCUUCUGGCAGUUCAUUGUUGGUGGGCGGACUGUGCCUGAGAAAGAGUGCUACAUUCAGUUCUUUUCCAAUGCCGCUGUUACUUUUGGAACUGCCAUUGCUGCCUUUUACCUGCCUGUCAUUAUCAUGAUUCAGCUGUACUGGCAAAUUUCGCGAGCAAGCAAAAGUCGAGUGAAGAAGGACAACCGCAAGCCAUCAGGAUCAAACCCAGAACCUUUGAUACCGGGCCAGAGGAGAGAGAGCACUCCCAAACCCAACAAUAACAAUGUUCCUGGGGAAGACGGAGCGCAUUCCCAGAACCAGAGUGCAGAUGAUGGAGCCAACCAGCAUGAUGGAAAGCUGCAGAAUGGAAAAGGCCCUUCAUCAUCUACUGCCGACGUAGAAACAGAAGGUGACAGUGUUGCAAAGGAGAACUGUGCUCCUGCAGAAGAGAAGGAAAGCUCAAAUGACUCCACAUCCGGCAGUGUGGCAGCUUCCAAUCAGAAGGAUGAAGAACAAGUCGCCUCUGCAGCAAACUCCAGUGCUGAGGCUACGCAGCAGCUUCCACGGCAACGAGCCAAGGCUGGGGGCUCCAAACUGACCUGCAUCAAGAUCAAGACCAAGUCCCCAAAGGGUGACUACUACACACCAUCAAAUGCCACAGUCGAGAUUGUGCCAAGCACAGAACGUCAGAACCACGUGGCGAGGAAGAUCGUGAAGAUGACGAAGCAACCACCAAACAAGAAGAAGAAAGGAGCCCCGUCGCGGGAGAAAAAAGUCACCCGCACGAUAAUGGCCAUUCUGGUGGCUUUUGUAGCUACCUGGACCCCGUAUAACGUGAUGGUGCUCAUUAAUACUUUUUGUUCCAGUUGCAUUCCCAACACUGUUUGGACUAUUGGUUACUGGCUGUGCUACAUCAACAGCACCAUCAAUCCAGCCUGCUAUGCUCUGUGUAAUGUCACAUUCAAAAAGACCUUCAAACAUCUCCUCCUCUGCCAAUACAGAAACAUUAGAUCAGCCAGAUAAAUAUAAGCCCCCACUGGAGGAAGCACUGCGGUGUGUAAAUGUUGUACGUAAGGGUGUUGUGUGUUAUCCAUGCAUACAUGUUUAUGUGAAAAAUGAGACAAGAACAUUUCAAAAUCACUUUCUACCAUUUCAUCAUUCGUUUUCCAAUUUCCCUCAAUGAGCUGUUGUAGCACUUUACUCUUAUUCAGCUGAAUUCAGUUGCUGUCACUUGUAUUGUGCAGGAGCAAUGUAUAAAACGAGGGUUGUGAAAACAUAUUCAGAUUUGAAACCUUGAAAAAAAGAUCAGCUAACAUAAGGAGUGUAACAGAGAAGGAUGCUGAGCUGAUUGAGAAAAAAGCCGGUUAAAAAGCAGAAGACGACCUGUUCUGUAUGGAAAACGCUUCAAAAUGGGAAAAUAGGGCUGACUGAAUUUUCAAACCUUUCAUGUUUGAAAUUCAGUAAAGAUAUUUGUAGAUAUCUGUAUAUAAAUAUUCUAUUUGUGUGUACACAUGUGGGUGUGUGCUAGCUUAAUGUCUGUGUUCACACCCACUUGUGCUUUUUCGCUUGCAUUCUUUCGAUGUGUGAUCAGCUCUUCCUACCAGCAAUAUAUAGAAAACUGAGUGUUUCGUUUAGGUUUUCACUGACAGGUUCUCAUCCUGAUUGGUAGACAUUCAAUUUAACAAAAAGCCUCAGUAAGAAUCAAUAGACAAAUCUUCAGAAAAUAUUAAUGCAAUAAAGUUUUACUUGUCAAAUUUGCACACAAAACUGAAGAUAUUGCUUCAAAUAGCUUUUGCAAUUUCAGAAUAGUUGAAAAGAAGUUAUUUCACUUCAACAUUUAAUCAAUAUCAUUCACAUAUGUGGAGUUUUUGGAAGAUUAUUAUACAAAGUUUCUACUAAGUCUCCAAACUUUAAUCUAAUUUCUUUUAUUAAAAUGACACUAAGCAUUUUGCCAGGUUACAGAGACAUCUUGAAAAUUGUGGGUGGUACAAAAGCAUCAAAUUUUAAGGUUUUAAAACAACUUUCUGACGAUGGUUCAAGAAAUCAACAUUAGCGAUGCAGCAGGAAAUUAACCAGUGACUGAAAUUUGAAAAUAUUUUUAUUUGACCCCUGUUCAAAUUCCAUCCCUGUUGCAAGGAGCCCACCAUCUUACAGAUGCUGUAAUGCAGCAAAAUCACAUGGCUAGAUGACCUUCUUAGCAUGAUAUCAAGUUCUGUAUUGGCCCAGUAAUGACCCAAUUGGUUCAAUCACAAGUUGAAGUAGGAAAACAUCUAAAAGAUGCAACACUGCUGGAGCUAAGUGACUGAAAAUGGCCAAUCUAACCUAAAGGUUAUCUGGGAUGUCAUCUCUAAAUGGGCACAGCAUGCACACCUGUAAAAUAUGCCAUUUGUAAAAUGAAGUCCUGAAUUUCUGUAUCCUUCUGAAAAUGUGUGAACUGUGGAUAAAAACAUGUGAAGUCCUUAUUUGCAUGACUCAACCAAAUCUCACAAUUUGGACCUAUCAAAUGAAGUAUAGUGAGGAUUAUAGUAAGAGGUUUUGAUUAUGUUGCCGCCUCAUCAUAUUUCCUGCAAAGAAUCUAGAUAAUGCAACUUGUCAUGUACCAUUAAAGUGAAAGUCAAAGUGAAUAAAUUAAGAGAUAUUGACCAGACAACUGAAGAGGAAAAAAAUAAUAUUUAUAUAUGGCAUGAAAUCGUUCAGUCACACUUUUUCAUUUGCCGCAGUCCUCGUCACUUUAGCUUUUACUGCUGACAGGAUGUCAGGUGUUGAUUUUUAUGGCAGCUAUUAAGAUAUUUAUGUUUGCUGUCAGGUUGCUAAGAACUCAGUGAGUCAAACAGGAGGUAGGAGCUCAGAGCUGUCCUGCAUUAGGGUCUGUGGGAGGGCAUUUUGUGGUGUGUGAUGUGUGUGAGCGUGCAGAGGAGUGGAUAACUUUAUUUGAUCUUUCUGAUUCAUUGAUGGACGUCGCAGCAUCUAUUGCAAGGAUGAAAUUCGUGAACUUAUGGGUGCGUGUGGGUAAACCUGAAAACCUGUAUGCUUGCGUGCUCCAAGUGUGGAGUUUACUUCUGAUCACAGGUCUGAGCCUCGUGAUUUCAAAAAGGGCUAUUUUUAUGUCUCCAUGCGCUUGUUGUGACUCCUCUCCAUUUGAUCUCGUAAUUGAUUCCGAGUCAUCGUAGUUAAAUUAAAAGUGAUAAGUUGCUGUGCUUACUUUAGCGCCAGAAGAAAUGAGAAAAUAUCAAUUUACCAAGAGGCAUGUUCCGUGUUUUCAUGCAUGUCAUCCAUCAUUUCAGCCUAUUAGACCAUUCUCAGUUACAGUAAUGCGGCUUGCUCGUUGGAGUGAUGAAUAUGCAGCAGCAUUUGCCAUCAGGAGGUUGCCACAGUGGCUGGUAGGGGGGCUUUGCUGAGAUUUACGCCUGCACCGGAGAGCUCCUUGAGGCUGUCGGCUUUAAAGAGAGAUCUGGGACAGAUCCUGUAAUGAAAACUCACCAUGAGGCUGAUCAGAUUACGGGCCGAUGUGGAACACCUACAUUUUAGAUUAAAGGCUGCCCAUUACACGCUCAGCUUGUGGUUGCAUGCUACAAUCCGGUGCCCCACUUAUAGGAUGGUUCUUCUCAGUCAUUAUCUUUGUAUGGUCUCUAAUUUUCAUAAGGUCACGAGUGUAACAUAAAUAUUACAUGUACAAUUGUGUUGAGCAUCCUGUUAGUUGUUAGUGCUUUGGCUCUGAAGUCCCUCUCCCAGCUAGAUAACGCUAUAAGUACUAUUUCUAGAGUAAGUGUUUAGUCUGAGCUUUUCAUUGAGGAUCAGUCCAUUUGUCUUUUCAAGUCAACUCCAGCAUAUUGCAUAGUAUGAUAAAUAUUACCAUUUAGUUUUUGGUACUUCUGUCACAUUACAACCGCAAACUGUUGCUUAAGAGGAGAAUGCAUGUUUUGAACAUCAAGAGAAAUUGUUACUCAUUGUUCUAUGAAAAAUAGAACAAAAUAAAACAACAUAAUCAGACUGAAUGGAGAACAAGAUGGAGAACUUUGAUUUCCAAGUCUUGCUUCAGAUUCUCAGUUAGAUUUUGCUCUGGUCUUGACUCGACCACUCAAACACAUGAACAUGCUUUGAUCCAACCCACAUUUAGGGUUGUUGUGCUGCUGAAAGGAGAAUCUCUGAUUCAGCGGCUAGUUGGUUGGAAUAGGUUUGCUCUGUAUUUAGCUCCGUUCACCUUCCUGUCAACUCUAACUAUCUUAAACUUCUCUGCUUGGCCUUAUCUAACUGGAGCACCUUCCUCCAUAUUUGUUGUGUCCCCUGCAUGACAUAUGGCACACUGUAAAUAGACACUUGUUAUGAUGUUCUUAUAACAGGCCAGAUGAGUGAAGUGUAGGUAAAGUUGUGCUGUAAAUCGAUUUCCUCGCUGCUGCAGCUCCUCGUGAAAAACCACUGGGCUUUUGACUGUAUACAUUUUUUUUUCUACCAAUUGAGUGAACUCUAAAACUAAUUUUAUUCCGGUGUAUCAGAAUAAUUGCAUUAUUUAUUAGACAAAAAUUCACAACCAUGUACAUUUGUUCAAAUAAAUAAAUAGAAAUUUGUGGUUGUAAUCUGACAAAAUGUGAGAAAUGAUACAUAAAGUCAUGUAAGAGAAUGAGGAUUAGUUUAGAUUUAUGCAUCAAGAUGAAUGAAAGGGAAAUUAUUUUUUCUUUUUUGUUCAGAUUUUAUAUUUCUGUUCCCCUCCACAGUUUCAAAAACAUCCAUCUUGACAAAUUACACACAAGUAUGUUGCCAAUCUUACUGAUAUUGGGAAGAAGAUGGCUUGAUUUUAACUGAGUAUAACUGAGUUACUUCCUCCUUGGAAAACAUAGAAUGGAGCAACGGGGCUAGACUAUUAAUUACUGACUGAGAAAGUGAAUCAUUAGUUUCAAAACCAUGAUUAUUGGUUAUUCAAAUAAAUGGAUGGAAGAUGUUAAAUAAGUUCCCUUGUGAAUUUACAUCCUUCACAUGGAGGAGUGGAGCUCUGUCUGUCAUCUGUCACACAUCCAAAUAGAGACUAAAAAGCUUUCCGAAAACAUUCGAUUAAUCUCAGCCUUGCUGUUGCUUGACAGAUACCAGCAGGAGAGUAAGUGGUGGUCCGAGGGUUUCGGUCUGAGGGGCGCGUGAUGAAAAGUGAUGGCAUUUUAUCACUUCCUGCGGCGGUGUAAGGGGGGCAAGUUGCAUCAGCAAAACAGCAAUGCUCACAGCGGGGAUCGACACACUUGUAAACUAUUUUGUCCACUUUGUGGUGAAGGUGAAAACAAAGAGGUCUCGUGUCGAACUGACUUUGAAAGAUGUGCUCUGAUGGCAAAACAUGAGAGCAGGGGUUUGGCUGCCAUGCAUGCAAACUGUAUAAAACAUUUUGUUGUACUGUAAGUACGAACGAAUAUAUUUAAUUACUGUUUGGGGGCCAACAUACACAAUGUGGUGCUUAGCUGAAUUGGAAAACAUGGCGGUUUGUUUGGGGUUUUGCUUUUUAUAGAAGGCAAAUGUCCAAACAGGUUUUGGACAAAAUAAAACAAACAAACAAACAAAAAAAAACAUUCUUGCUGUGUUGUGGACCCUUGAAUCAGAGUUCAAUUUGCAAAUUCACCAAUUUGCAGAUUUGUCUGUGGAAUUCUAAAUUAACUGUGGAUCUUUUCAUAGAACAUUUCCAAAACGAUCAAGACAAAAGCCAAAUUUAGGCGCAACUGACAUUUGCAAAGCAGCCAAUCCAGAAGAGGCAGUUAUUUUCCUUGGUGCAGAUUGGCUGCAACAAUUCACACACAAGCAGGUGACUUCUGAAUUAAUUGGGUUAGAUUGUUGUUCCGAGAUAGUUGAAAAAUAGAUGUGUUGCUUACAAUUUCAGAAAUUUUAUUGAGUUAAAAAAAGCAAAACCCUUUGCAUGUUUUCUUUUAAUUCAGUUAUGAACUACAUUGUGCUGCUCUACCACAUAAAAUCCCAGUGAAGUAAAACAAAGAAAAGUGAAGGCUGGAGUUAUGAAAUGACAAAUUGUGAAAGUGGGAUGUGAAUACUUUUGCAAGGCACAGAUGAGUAGGAAAUGUGUAGAGAAGUGCCGUCUGUCAGAAACUUUUUCCAACUCUGAAGGCAAGUUGACCAUGUUUAGAGAAGCCUUAGCUCUGCUUUUGGAGGGGUCAGCCAAGAAUUUUAAUGUUCCAGGGAAAUUCUUCCAUCUGGUGUAUGUUACACAGUUGUUUACUGUCCCUCAUGCUCUUUUUACUGAGGCUCCUGCAAACAGAAUUUCCUUUUUUGUGGUUUUAUGGUCACAAAGCUUCGCAUUUUAUGAUUCCAUGAAAAUGUCCAUAUAUUUGUUUGUCAAAUAGUACUGAGAUAAACAUAUAGUGUGUGUAGUCAUCACAUCAUAAUGUGCCGUGAGAGCUAGCUGGGCUCCUGUUCGUACGGCUUAUGUCAAAGGGCUACUGCACCCCUUUUACGGAGAACCUGUGACACUAGCGUUAAUCAGAGACAACUUUCUCUGGCUUUUGUUCUAGAAGAAGUGGGUGUUGCUGAGAAUAUCCUCAACAGUCUUGGAUACAGAAGCACUUUCUCCAAAUUUGGAGAUUUAUUCUUUUUUUUACGUUUAACAAAGGUAUAUCGCCGGAUUGUACAGAGCAAUUUUUAGUGCCUUAUCAAGAGUGACAGGAAUAAAUUGCUCCUUUUAUCUUCCAAUUGUUGUGGCAUUUUCAGUGUGAGUUUGCUGAGACGUUUGCGGAGCAUUUAGAAAAAAUAUAAUCCAGUCUUCCUGAAUAUAACCUAAAGAGUUUUUUUUUCCCUGUUCCAGCUCUGAGCUCCUAUUCUUUAGUGUCACUUUAAGUCAAUGCUGAGGAAAUGAAAAGAUGAAACUGAACUAGAAUAAUAAUCGCAAUGGCUUUAAAUGUAUCAUCACUAAAACUAUAAACAGUCAUGAGGGUGAAAAAUAUCUAAUAUACUGGGACGGUUUGGUCGUGUUCACAACUGCGUGUGUGUGAGUGUGUGUGUCAUCAUUACAGAUCACUGAGAUGUUUGUGGCUGGGUGUGAAAAUUUUUUGCUGUAAAAUAUUUUUGGACUUCUUUAGUCUUGCUCAUUUUUUCAUAAACUGUACCCUCUGUAAGAAAACAUCAGAUUGGAUAAAAUAAGACGCAAAUCAAGAAAGAUCUCCAAUUUGUCCUCAUUCUCUUCCUCUGUAAAAUAAUGUCGCAGUAGUAAAAAAGCUUCCAAAGACUCUGUGCUACAUGCAGUUGCACAAUAUUGUACAUUUUCUACCAAUAAAUCUGCGACUUUUAUCAUUGUACAGAGUGGAAUUGUUGUAUUGAGAUUAUAUCUGUGUACAGCCUGUUUGUUGCUUUUAUUCUUUUUUUUUUCUUUUGAGAAAAUGUUAUUUAGAAUUUAUGAAGAUUGUGAAAUAUGAAUGAUAUGAAAAGUUUCAUGAUUUACAAAGACAAAAAAAAACAAACAAAAAAAAACAUUCUUGCUGUGCAAUAUGAGAACUGUACCGUAACUUUUCCACAUGUGAGCGCAGGAGUCCAGGGGAUUUGAAGAAUGAUUUCUGCAGUCAGAAAAGAAGUGUGAGAGCGAGAGAAAACCCUGGAGGAUGACAGAAGCUAAAACUAGUUUCAGUGUGGCUCAAAAGCCCAGAGGCGAUGGCUUUCAUUUUGAUUUUCACCUGUAAAUUUAUGAGUCUUCACCCUCACCCUGGGAAGAAGCCAGUUCACUCAAUGGACACACUGUAUAACUUUUUGCAAUCUCACACCCUUUUUUUUUUUUCCAUAAGUGGUUGUGUGCCCUGGUCUGAAAUUCAAGGGGGAGGGGAUCACAGAACCCACCAGCGUUUCAAAUAAAACUCAUCAAAUAAAUCCAUAGCCUGCUGCAGAUGUUCAGCACACAUUCAAGUGUUAAUUUUCCAUUUUUUUACAUAUUUGGAUGUUCAUUGUGUAUUCAAUCACUGUGGCUUGUGGCUUCUAUUGCAGUAGGAAAAAAUAAUUCAGCAGUUUGUUGUUUGCCUUGUAUAUAUAUAUAUCUAUAAGACAGUAUAUUAUAUGUAACUCUGAUGCGGUACAUUUUAUAUGUACAUACAUGUGGUAUAGAUACUAUCUGAAUGUCCCCCCCCCCCCUGCUAUUAAUACUUCCUGUACAGUAACACUGGUAUUGAUUUCUGUUUUAAUGCAUUCUUGAUUAUUUGUUCUGAACAAUGAAUCUGGAGUGUUUUUAAUCACUCGCCACCUAUGAAACUGUAAGAUGGACUGCAUUAAGUGGUUACAUUGUAUAAUAACCUCUUCAAAUAAAAUUGACAUGAAAAUA